Messenger RNA from Stegodyphus dumicola, 534 nucleotides. RefSeq lists its product as uncharacterized. Lineage: Eukaryota; Metazoa; Arthropoda; Arachnida; Araneae; Eresidae. The record is from RefSeq and is a predicted model, not a curated record.
AUGAUUUGCAAAGCUUAUAAAACUUCCCCCACAGCAGCCGUACAAGUACUAGUGGGUACGCCACCCUUCGAUUUGGUCAUAGAGCGUGAGGGUGCAAUAGGAAAUGUCACAAGACUGCGACGACAACAUACGCUAUGGGGUGAGACUUACAACCAUGAGGAAUAUGAAGAGCAUAGGCCAGUUAUUCCCCGUCAUCCGGCGGAAAACAACAUUGACACAUAUAUCUCCAUUUCGAGAGCAGUUCGAGACAUACAGCCUACGGGUCUUUUUACCGAUGGUUCUAAGACAUCGGCAGGAACUGGCAACGCAUUCUGUCCCAUCUCAGACGGGAAAGUGAUGCAUGUAUGGAAAAGAAGACUGGCACACUACAACUCCGUAUAUCAGGCUGAACUGCUGGCCAUCAGUGCUGCUCUGAAGUAUAGCGCAGAAGUUGAAGGAGCUCCCACACAGAUCUACUCUGACUCGGCCUCCAGUCUGGCGGCCAUAGUUAACGAGAGAUCACGUAGCUCGCUAGUUCAAGAAAUUAGGCGGUAG